Molecule: messenger RNA, 2558 nt
Organism: Galeopterus variegatus (Sunda flying lemur)
Lineage: Eukaryota; Metazoa; Chordata; Mammalia; Dermoptera; Cynocephalidae
Gene: WEE1
Product: WEE1 G2 checkpoint kinase
Exons: 10
Coding region: 74-1372 (432 amino acids)
Biological process (GO): mitotic cell cycle; protein phosphorylation
Cellular component (GO): nucleus
Molecular function (GO): non-membrane spanning protein tyrosine kinase activity; ATP binding; magnesium ion binding
Source: RefSeq, a predicted model, not a curated record
UCCAUAGAGUUUGCUUUCCAAAGCUCGAGGAAUCGAUUCCAGCUCUGUUAAACUCCGGGGUGGUUCUCUAUUCAUGGAUACAGAAAAAUCAGGAAAAAGAGAAUUUGACAUGCGACAGACUCCUCAAGUGAAUAUUAAUCCUUUUACUCCAGAUUCUGUGUUGCUUCAUUCCUCAGGACAGUGUCGUCGAAGAAAGAGAACCUAUUGGAAUGAUUCCUGUGGUGAAGACAUGGAAGCUAGUGAUUAUGAGUUUGAAGAUGAGACAAGACCUGCUAAAAGAAUUACAAUUACUGAAAGCAAUAUGAAGUCUCGAUAUACAACAGAAUUUCAUGAGCUAGAGAAAAUUGGCUCUGGAGAAUUCGGUUCUGUGUUUAAGUGUGUGAAGAGGCUGGAUGGAUGCAUUUAUGCCAUUAAGCGAUCAAAAAAGCCAUUGGCUGGCUCUGUUGAUGAGCAGAACGCUUUGAGAGAAGUAUAUGCUCAUGCAGUGCUUGGACAGCAUUCUCAUGUAGUUCGAUAUUUCUCUGCAUGGGCAGAAGAUGAUCAUAUGCUUAUACAGAAUGAAUAUUGUAAUGGCGGAAGUUUAGCUGAUGCUAUAAGUGAAAACUACAGAAGCAUGAGUUACUUUACAGAAGUAGAGUUGAAGGAUCUCCUUUUGCAAGUUGGCCGGGGCUUGAGAUAUAUUCAUUCAAUGUCUUUGGUUCACAUGGAUAUAAAACCCAGUAAUAUUUUCAUAUCUCGAACCUCAAUCCCAAAUGCUGCCACUGAAGAAGGAGAUGAAGAUGACUGGGUAUCCAACAAAGUUAUUUUUAAAAUAGGUGAUCUUGGGCAUGUGACAAGGAUCUCUAGUCCACAAGUUGAAGAAGGUGAUAGUCGUUUUCUUGCCAAUGAAGUUUUACAGGAGAACUAUACCCAUCUACCAAAAGCGGACAUUUUUGCCCUUGCCCUCACAGUGGUAUGUGCUGCUGGUGCUGAACCUCUUCCCAGAAAUGGAGACCAGUGGCAUGAAAUCAGACAGGGUAGAUUACCUCGGAUACCACAAGUGCUUUCCCAAGAAUUUACAGAGUUGCUGAAAGUUAUGAUUCAUCCAGAUGCAGAGAGAAGACCUUCAGCAAUGGCACUGGUAAAGCAUUCAGUAUUGCUAUCUGCUUCUAGAAAGAGUGCAGAACAGUUACGAAUAGAAUUGAAUGCUGAAAAGUUCAAAAAUUCACUUUUACAGAAGGAACUCAAGAAAGCCCAGAUGGCAAAAGCUGCAGCUGAGGAAAGAGCACUCUUCACUGACCGGAUGGCCACUAGAUCCACCACCCAGAGUAAUAGAACAUCUCGACUUAUUGGAAAGAAAAUGAACCGUUCUGUCAGCCUUACUAUAUACUGAACUACUCAUUUCCCACCUCCCCCAAAAAACUGUGACAAGAGGAAGCUAGGUUGAAAUCACUGCUAGAAUCCAGUUUGCAAUUAUUGUCUUGAUUGGUGUCAGUAGUUUUACUGAAAUACUUUUUAGGACUUUUAUUUGUGAAUUACAGUUGAAUGCUGUAUUUUGACAACCCAUUGUUAUAUCAGGCUUUCAUCUAGUCUUACCUUUCUGUCUUCUGGAGGAUGCCAGUCACUGUUGGAUGUUACACCAGCCUUUCCAGGGUUAACCACUGUGGUGGUGUGCUGCUUAUAGAUUGCUGUUGCAUUGUAAUAAAAGGUAUUUUUCCUUGUAGUCACCUGUAAAAAGGACUCAAGGGCUUUAUUACAAACAUAUUCUCCCUUUGAAAAGGGAAAUACUAAAAGACAGUACUACUCAGCCUUCAAUGUACCUGUGUGUCAAUCUUAUAUUUCUUUUUUAUUUUUUAAUUGUGAAUUAUACUUGUAUAUCCAACUGGGAGCACUUUGUAGGCAUUGCAUGAACCACAGAAUGAUAAUUCUGUGGAAGUAUUGCCUUGUGAAUUUGCUGCUAUCUUAGUUUUGUCUUUGCUGUAAAAUUGUAGCAUUAAACAAUCAUCGUUUUUAAUAGGCUAUCUUUUUGAAACAAUUAUGUGAAAUGUAUAUAGCUGAUCAUGAUGAAAAGCAGCUGUUUGCCUUUUUUUUUCUUUGAACUUUGAAGCUAGUGCGUUGGAAAAAUGCACCUCCCCCCCUUUGGAAUGCUGUAUUAAUGUAGUAUAAUUAUUACUGGUUUUGUAAUUUUUUCUGAUAAUGUCCUUCUCUGGCUCUUUUUAAAAAUGUUUCCUCUCUCCUCCCAAGUUUUGUACUUAAUUGUAUUGUUAGUCUGUUUUUAAAUGUUUUGCCUGCUUUCUCCUCAGUAUUUGUAUAUAUAAACUCAUCUUGGUAAUACUGUACAUAGCUGUUUGAAAUGCCAGAAUGACUUCUGACUAUUCCAAAUUUUUAUCUGUGAUUAGCCAUUUGACUAAUAAUAUCGGCUAACAUAUGUUGCCCCCCCCAAAAAUAGAAUUUGUUUAUUGUUUGUUUUCUAAUUAAUUUUGGUUUAAGAUAUGUUUGCACUUGUCUAUUUGACUUGUGUUUUAUUAACAUUGAUUGGUAUAUUAAAAGUCACUCUGAGCUUACCUUAAUUGUCUAAA